Messenger RNA from Chenopodium quinoa (quinoa), 1070 nucleotides. RefSeq names its product universal stress protein A-like protein. Bases 264 to 779 code for a protein of 171 amino acids. The transcript is spliced from 4 exons. NCBI's taxonomy places the organism in Eukaryota, Viridiplantae, Streptophyta, Magnoliopsida, Caryophyllales, Amaranthaceae. The record is from RefSeq and is a predicted model, not a curated record.
ACGUCUUUUGACACCAUAAAAAUAAAUAAAAUUCGAUUCUUCAACAUUAGAAUAAUAAACGGCCCUUCUGUUUUGAAAAGUUACCUCUUCCAGAAAAACCAUUUACUUUUAUCUUCCAACGACAUAUCGUUCUACAUACAAAGAGUAUAUUCCAUUUUCCAAAACCAUAUUAUAUAAACUCAAUUCAUCAAUAUAAUUUGUCACAACACCAUACAUAAAAAUAAACCAUAGUAUUUUAACCAUUCACUAAAUUAACAUUUGGAAUGGGUAGUGAUGAUGUCGUCGUAGUUGCGGAUGGCCGAGAUGGCGAGGCGAGGAAGAUAGUGGUGGCCGUGGAUGAGAGUGAGGAGAGCAUGUACGCUUUGUCAUGGUGCCUUAACAACAUCGUUCAAGGACAACCGCGAAAUUGUAAAGAUGCCCUUGUACUCCUACAUGCCAAGCGGCCUACUGUUGUGUACCCUGGCUUGGAUAGCUCAGCAUAUUUGAGCUCUCAUGAUGCUUUAUCAUCACUAGAUAGACGGGACAACGAAAUGGCAUGUUGGAUCCUUCAGAAGGCCGAUAAGCUUUGUGCGGAGCAUGAUGUGAAAGUCGAGAAAAAAGUAGAAGAAGGGGAUCCAGGGGAUGUGAUAUGUGAGAUGGUGAAUGUUUUGAAGGCGGACUUGCUUAUCAUGGGAAGCCAUGGGUAUAGUCAACUGACCAGGUCGAUAUUGAGGAGUGUGAGCCAUCACUGCGUCCAAAAUGCGAGCUGCCCUGUUUUAGUUGUUAAGAUGCCAAAAUAAAAUGCCCUCGUCUUGGCUAUGCGACCAAAAGAGAAUACGUACCAUUAAUUUCAUCUAUAUAUGUUGCAAUUGUCAAUGCUAAGAUCGAUGUUAACCGUAACAAACACCCCCUCCCCCGAUAGUAAAAAAACUAGUCAAGGACUUCAAUUGCGCCCGCGCAUCUAUUAUACAGUUGUACAAGUAUGCUCUUCAAUUUUUUCUUCAAGUGAGCUAUACGUCAUACUAUUUUUGUAUAAUCUUCUUCUUAUGCCCAAAGAUUGAGCCAAAUUAUGAAAUUGUUAUACUAGUCCA